GGUGGUAAAUAUGUGCUCUGUGCUGUGCUGGUUCAUCUGGAGACAGGCACCAUGGAGUCUGUGAGGUCUGGGCCUUUCGGCCAGGUCUUCAGACCAGACAACUUUGUGUUCGGCCAGAGUGGUGCUGGCAACAACUGGGCCAAGGGUCACUACACCGAGGGUGCAGAGCUGGUGGACGCUGUCCUCGAUGUGGUGAGGAAGGAGGCAGAGAGCUGCGACUACCUUUAGGGCUUCCAGCUCACACACUUCCUGGGUGGUGGUACAGGCUCUGGUAUGGGCACACUGCUUAUCAGCAAAAUCCGCGAAGAGUACCCCGACCGCAUCAUGAACACCUUCAGUGUGGUGCUUUCCCCAAAAGUAUCAGACACAGUUGUUGAGCCCUACAAUGCCACACUAUCAGUCCACCAGCUUGUAGAAAACACAGAUGAGACCUUCUGCAUCAACAAUGAAGCCCUGUAUGACAUCUGUUUCCGCACCCUUAAACUCACAACCCCCUCAUAUGGUGACCUUAACCACUUGGUCUCGGCCACCAUGAGCGGCGUCACCACCUGCCUCAGGUUCCCUGGACAACUUAACGCUGACCUGCGUAAGCUUGCUGUAAACAUGGUGCCAUUUCCCCGUCUGCACUUCUUCAUGCCAGGCUUUGCUCCCCUCACAAGCAGAGGCAGCCAGCAGUACAGGUCACUCACUGUGCCAGAGCUCACCCAGCAGAUGUUUGAUGCCAGGAACAUGAUGGCUGCCUGCAACCUACGCCAUGGCCGCUAUCUGUCAGUGGCUUCCAUCUUCCGUGGCCGCAUGUCAAUGAAGGAAGUGGACGAGCAGAUGCUGAAUGUACAGAACAAGAACAGCAGCCACUUUGUUGAAUGGAUCCCCAACAACGUGAAGACCGCUGUCUGCGACAUUCCUCCCCGUGGUCUCAAGAUGGCUGCUACCUUUAUCGGCAACAGCUCGGCUAUCCAGGAGCUGUUCAAGCAUAUCUCUGAGCAGUUCACAGCCAUGUUCAGGCGCAAAGCUUUCCUCCGCUGGUACACUAAUGAGGGUUGGGAUGAGAUGGAGUUCACCGAGGCAGAGAGCAACAUGAACGACUUGGUGUCCGAGUACCAGCAGUACCAGCAGUACCAGCAGUACCAGGAUGCCACUGCUGAGGAGGAGGGAGAGUUUGAGGACGAGGGGGUGGAAGAGCUGGCCUAAAUCUAUCAUUUGCCA
This is a messenger RNA of Cottoperca gobio, 1206 nucleotides long. Its product is annotated as tubulin beta chain-like. The transcript is spliced from 2 exons. Bases 274 to 1191 code for a protein of 305 amino acids. Gene Ontology annotation, cellular component: microtubule. Lineage: Eukaryota; Metazoa; Chordata; Actinopteri; Perciformes; Bovichtidae. Gene Ontology annotation, biological process: microtubule-based process. Gene Ontology annotation, molecular function: structural constituent of cytoskeleton; GTPase activity; GTP binding. The record is from RefSeq and is a predicted model, not a curated record.